AGAUACUUUAUAUGUUUCUUCUUAGUUACAAAUCACGCGGUUUAAAGUCAUUCAUCAACUGUGAUUCUUUUCACUGAGACAUGGCAAAGAUUACAGAUUUUCAGAAUUAUUUCAUAUGUUUUGCGUUUGCUUUUUUCGUAUGUUUCUUCGAAAUCAGCGAUGCGCUCGGAGAAGCAUGCGGGACCCUUUUAUCGGUCCAGCUGUACUGUCCAUCAGGAUAUCACUGUUGUGAUACAGGUCUGUCCACUUGUUGUGCAACGGGAUACUUCUGUGCGGGCACUGUCUGUAUCAGCAUUGCUGCAAUCAUCGUUCCGAUUAUCAUCGUUAUCGUGAUAAUCGUCGUAAUAGUCGUGAUUAUCGUCAAAAAGAAAAAUGCGCAGCCGGGAACAGUGAUUCAUCCGGGACAGCCACAAGUGCAAGUCGCUAAUUAUCCAUCCCCUGGAUAUGGUCAAGGCCCCGCGCCAUACUGAAGAAUAUUGGAAAGCCAUGAAGUUCA
This is a messenger RNA of Magallana angulata, 496 nucleotides long. RefSeq lists its product as uncharacterized. The record is from RefSeq and is a predicted model, not a curated record. The transcript has 4 exons. The coding region runs from base 81 to 470 and encodes 129 amino acids. Lineage: Eukaryota; Metazoa; Mollusca; Bivalvia; Ostreida; Ostreidae.